CACACUUCACCACACCUCUUUAACAUCUACAUCUUUUCUUGUUUAUUGAAUGCCAUUUUAAUAUUUAUUUAUUAUUUAUAAUUUAUGAAUGAACCGACACUGCAGUAUUUGAAUUAUCACAUUUUUUUAUAUUUUAUUUAUUUUGAUUAAAGCGUAAUUAACUAAUUAAAAAUAUGACUUAACUUACUUUCAUAUUUCAUCCUAUUUUACCUCAUAUUUUUAUGCUUCAAAUUUAGUGAUUAGGUUCAAAUAGCUUUUAUUUGCUUUUGUGUGUGUGGACAGGUACAAUUUAAUUUGAUCAUCAAAGCAAUUAACAGUGAUUUUUAUACCAUUUGGAUGGAGAUGGAGUCAUUGAUGGGAGAAGAAUUGGAGGUGUAUGUAGAACUCCAUCCUUGGCAGAAGAUAAUUUUGACUGUGUUCAAAUUCUGCAUUUGGAUUUAUUGUUGACGAUGUUAAAGGAGUUGCUUCCACUAUUGAUGGUGUGCGCUUCUAUUUUGUUAAGCGAUUUGCAAAUCGUGUUGCCCAUACUGUUGCUAGGGAAGCCGUUUCUGCGUCAGGUUGCGGGGAAUGAUUUGAUAUCCCUCCCCUUUUUCUUGUUGAUUUCCUUGCUGCUGAUUUAAUGAAUUAAGUCUUUUACUCAAAAAAAGAAAAAUAAAAAAAAAAAGAGCUUUUAUUUGCUUUGUUUGUGUAGAUGGGUACAAUUUAACUUGAUCAGAGCAAUUAUACAUGAGUGGUUUUUAUACCAUUUGGAUAUGGAUGGAAUCAAUUGGAUGAUGGAAAUAAAAGGGAUUGGAGAUAAAAAAAAAUUGGACCACAAAGCCUCAAGUCAGACUGCAUGUCAAGAUUUUGCUUUAACUAUGCAAUGGAUCGGAGUUGAUUGGUAUCACUACCAGAAAGCAAAACCAGUGGUGCCUCAGCAAGCAUAUUCUGAAGGUGACCGUGUCAAGAUUUCGCUUGAUGAAGUGAUACAUUUGUCAGUUGCAUUGUGCCAACGUUUUCGAGGGGCUUUUGUUUUGGUGACUGCAAUGGAGUUGGUAUCGCUACCAGAAGCAAAACCAGUGGUGCCUCAGAUUGGGUUGGAGAUGAAUGCUGUGUGGAGAAGAAGAAGAAGUAUGGAAGAGUUGAUUUUGAGGUGGCACUGUGGCAGUAAUGGUGGGGAAGUAGUGGCAAGUGUUUGCAAUAAUCAAACUAGUGGUCUUCUCUUACAAGAAUCGUGUUUCAUCCCACUCGAUUAUCUUUUGAGACUUUUUUCUUUUCUUUUUUAAUCCAUGUGUAUUGCAAAUUUGUGCUCCUUUGAAGUUAUCUUCAAAGCUUACCCUUCCGUCUUUGUCAUCUUUCAAACUUGAAAGUUCUCCGCUUGGAAAAUUUGCAAAAUCUUAGAGCACUUGUAGAAUUUCCUCCUAGUAUGAAGAAUCUCUUUACAUAUAAUUGUAUCUCACUGGAAAAAUAGCAAUUGUAUCAAACUUGAAAAAACUUGAAGUUCUGUUUCUUGAAAAUCGUGAAAGUUUGGUUGAGCUUCCAAA
Ipomoea triloba (trilobed morning glory) is the source of this 1523-nucleotide messenger RNA. RefSeq lists its product as uncharacterized. NCBI's taxonomy places the organism in Eukaryota, Viridiplantae, Streptophyta, Magnoliopsida, Solanales, Convolvulaceae. Bases 753 to 1265 code for a protein of 170 amino acids. The transcript is spliced from 5 exons. The record is from RefSeq and is a predicted model, not a curated record.